Messenger RNA from Racocetra persica, 441 nucleotides. The record is from the annotation of a GenBank genome assembly. Lineage: Eukaryota; Fungi; Glomeromycota; Glomeromycetes; Diversisporales; Gigasporaceae.
UUGGUACAAAGAUUGUGUGAUUUAAAACAAGGAUAUACACAAUACGGAGGUCUUCGUCCCUUUGGGGUUUCAUUUAUUUAUGCCGGACAUGAUAGUCACUAUGGUUUUCAACUUUAUCAUUCUGAUCCAUCUGGAAAUUACGGUGGAUGGAAAGCAACAUGUAUUGGUGCAAACAACGCGUCAGCCCAAUCAUUGCUAAAACAAGAUUAUAAGGAUGAAAUUACUCUUAAAGAAGCAAGAGAAUUGGCGGCGAAAGUUUUAAGCAAAACUAUGGAUUCUACCACGUUGAGUAGUGAAAAAUUGGAAUUUGCGACAAUCAGUCUUAAUGAAGAAGGAAAAGUUUCAUAUCAUCUUUACAAACCAGAUGAAAUUGACGCUUUAUUGAGAGAACAUAAUUUAGGAGGCACACAAGAUACGGAAGAAAGACCAACAACUACUUAG